AUGGACUACACCUAUGAUGAAGAUUUCGAAGAAUCGUGUCCUGUUUGUGGAGAUAAGGUCUCAGGAUACCACUAUGGACUCCUUACAUGUGAAAGUUGUAAGGUAUUUUCAUUUGGAAUUAUUCAUUAUUUCAAUUUUCUUUUUUUUCUUGUGUUUGUGGGUAUUGUGGCCCAUCAACCUAAUAUAGGAUACAUAUUUUCUCCAGGGCUUCUUCAAGAGGACAGUCCAGAACAAUAAGAGGUACACUUGUGCAGAAAACCAGGAGUGUAAAAUAGACAAAACACAGCGGAAGAGAUGUCCCUGCUGCCGAUUCCAGAAAUGCCUCAGUGUUGGUAUGAGAUUAGAAGGUAUGGUUCUCUUCAUCUCACCCCUUCAUUUGACAUUAUCAGUGAGUGGAUUUCAACCUUAUUGUCCAGGAGUGUUUUGUUUUGGCAUAUUUAAUGUUUUGGCAUAUUUUUUCAUUUGCAUGUGAUUGUAUCUAUUUGCAUUUGUUAUAAUUUGCUAUGCGCCCAAAAUAUGUCCAAUAGAUGGUCUGUAUGCCUACAGGGGAUGCUAUAGCCUAAUGUCUUCGUAUCAGUUGCAUCUGAAUUGUUAAAUAGUUAUGCAAAAGUUGUAGUGGUAGUUAUGUUUUGAAUUAGGGACAGACAAUAUACAGAGUAGAGCAGUUUAGGAUCCGUGGUUUUGUGGGGGCCUAGAGCGUGCAAAACAUGAGGUGGAAAGAGCGCGGAGCACACCAGUGAUUCCCACCCAGGCUGUGAUGCGAAAAUGAAGCACCUGUUUCCGCGGAGAAAUGACACAUUCUUCAUUUGCUAAUAAAACUCUGGGCUUCUUGCUGUGGUUUUAAACGGAUACUUUCUAUUUACAUCAACAGGGUUACCAUUGUGUAACUGCAAAUGCAUUAGCAUAUGUUCUGUUUAGUAAAUUGUCAAAAAGAGAAUUGUGAUACCCUGGUGGUUGUUUUACAUUGCUUUUUCCAAAAAUUGGGUUCAGGAAACUGCCAAACACAUAUUCCUAACUAAAUUAGGCUAUUUUCCUGUGCACUUGUUAUGGCUGUAUUUACAAUGAUAUAUGUUUGAAUGAGUUUCUCUUUAUAAGGAUAGUGCAAAUAAUUAUUUUUCAUGAGGAGCAUUUUUCCAUGAUAUCCUUCUGGCUCUAGCCUAGUAACAAACUGCAUAUAAAGACCCACUAUUGUUGACAUAGUUCUGUUUCUCAACUUCUUGUCUCUUUCUGUGACAGCUGUGCGUGCGGACCGCAUGCGUGGGGGCAGGAAUAAGUUUGGCCCCAUGUACAAGCGGGACAGAGCCAUGAAGCAGCAGAAGAAGGCUUUGAUACGUUCCACAGGCUUCAAGCUGGAGUCUGCUCCUCCACAGCUCUCCCCUGUACAGACUAACUAUGGCUUCACCGGCACCCUGCACAGCCUCCCGUCCCUCCCCAAAGGCCUCAUGCCCUCCACCCCAUCCUGCAUCAACCCCACCGACUAUGAGGCCAGCCUCUACGGACCCCACUCCCUGGGGGUGACCAUGCAGCCCCAUGGACCCCUGCCUACCCAGUACCAGUGCACAGCAUUCCCCAGCAGGGCCAUCAAGUCUGAGUACCCUGACCACCACACAAGCUCCCCAGAGUCUCUGGUGGGGUACCCCUUUCCGGAUGUGUACCCCUCCGGUGGCUCCCCACAGCCUCCCAGCCUCUCCCCCCUGGUGCUGGAGCUGCUGCGCUGCGACCCAGAUGAGAUGCAGGUGCAGAGUAAGAUCAUGGCCUUCCUGCAGCAGGAGCAGAGUGGCCGGGGCCGGCAGGACAAGCUCAACACCUUCAGCCUCAUGUGUCGCAUGGCCGACCAGACUCUGUUCUCCAUAGUGGAGUGGGCCAGGAGCUGCAUCUUCUUCAAGGAGCUCAAGGUAAGCUUCCCAGACCCCGUCCACACAGAAAUGAUAGGAGAGACAUGCACAUUUAGAAAUAUAAAUAUUAAGAAAUGAUUCUUAGAAUAAUGAUCACCGUAUCAUAUCUUAUCGUUACAAUUAUCUUAUUAUUCCACUUCAUAGAAAAGUGAUAUCAAGAAUAUUGAAGAUAAACAUUUUAAAGUAUAGCUUUGAUAUCUUAAUGUUUCUUCAUCCUCUUUCUGAAACUCUGCACCCACUCACAGAUAAUGGCAGUAAAGAAGAAAGGCCUGUGUAAAGAUGUUCUAUUUACUAUGACAGAUAACAGUCAUUUUUCUGUCCCUCCUUGUUUCUGGUGGAGGCACUCAAAUAGAGCAGCAGUUAAAGAGGUGACAUCAUAACCCAGUCUGUCACCCUCUGGGUAAUGAUUUGAGAUGCAUCACUGUCCAUGUCAGAUAGGCCUUGUACUUUGAGUCUCUUUGUCAAAUGAAGGGUGUAGUUGAGUUGUGCCAUACUGUACAGCAUGAGUUAUGGCUCCAGUCAAAUGUUACCCCUGGCCCCAGAGGAGAGAGAAAUCAAUACUGUUGUUUGACACUGUGGUGGCUGACCAGAGGGGUAUACUAUGAAGGAAGCUAGAUCUACUCUGGGUUUUCUGAAGCUAGCCAGCUUCAGUUAGCUUCACAUUCCAUCUCAGGCUUCAUCCGUAUACUACAAUGGUGGAUAUUGCUCAUCUGCCACGUGGCUAGUCGAAUGCCGAACUCUUCAUGGAGACAAUGCUGUAGCAUCAAUCCAUGGGCGAGUCAGUGCCACAUUUUCAUUUGUGUAGAAAUCAAAAUGAAAGAAAAUGUAUCUUGCAAAUUCAGCAGGCUAUGGUGUGAAUAGGCUUUUAGAAGUGCCGUCUUUAUUUUAUUACUUAUCAUUAAUGCUGUCUUUGGUGUGCUUUGGUGUGCUUUGGUGUGCUUUGGUGUGCUUUGGUGUGCACAAGCACCAUUUUUCCCACUCCCAUCGAUAAAAUAAUUGUAUUAAGUCAUAGCUGCAAAAGUUUUACUAUGCUUGAUGUUUCAAAUGCAUUCUGUCAUUACUAAAUGUGUAAUGUGAUAGGUAUUUUAAAAUUAAAAUUUUAAAACUAAAAACAAAAAAUAUAAGAGGGAGGGAUUCUGAUUUCAUUGGUCCUCAACUCGUGGCUCAGCCACUUCAUUCAGGAUAAAUGGAGUAAGCUCUGAGUUAACCUGCAGGUUAGUUCUGAAGGAUUCGUUGCCACAGAAAUGUACCUGGCUAAAAGGUUAGCCACUUUCGUGGUACCGGUUAUCCCAAGUUGAACUCAAAGUUGACCAAAGUUACAGAUAGAUGGCCGAAAGGAGACAAUGCAUGCUGGUGUUGAUGAAGGCUGAUCUGUGCUAUUGCUCAAUGCUCACUGUGCUAUUUGUUGAGGCUGUCCUCAGCCAGAGAAUGGCUUGCGACGGGAACUUACUAAUGGAUUGUUUGCUCUUUGCCACAUAAAAUAUUAGAAAAAUAUUUUGCACCAGGUCUGAAUUGAGGUGUAUUUAGAAGCAACUUUUUGUCAUAUUAUUGUUAUUUGUCCGAUAGCCUUAUCUGUGAGACAGUGAGUCCUUUGUGUGGUGAGACAGGAACAUAGUAUCUCUGUAAAGGCUGUAUCAGGGGGACACACAGAGUGGUCCCAUUCUUCACUUUACUUUAUUCUUUUAACUGGGUUAUUUUAGGGUCGGUAGGCCUAUAUGCCUCUGAGGACCCAUGUUCUGAUGCAGUGAUCAUUGGCCAGUAGUAGUUAUGGCAGCAUCAUCAGUACUAUAGAGUUAGACCUGACUGGGGAGGAGAAUUCUGUACCUGGACAAACAACGGUCUGAAAAAUAGCUUCAAUGACAGUGAUAAGGUUUUGUUUUAAAUACAAUAUGAGAAAAUGGCCAGCAUAUCUUAUUUGAUGUAAUAAUAUGUAAUCUAAGCUAGCUAUGGGAUUAUGAUUAUGGAAAAUGGGAGAGCCACUUUAGUGUUGCCUCAGGCAUGUUGAUAGUGCAAAGCCAACAGUAACAUUUGAACUGCAUGAAUUUCAGUCAUGUUACGCACCUCUGAUGUAUCCUGGCUAAAUUGCAACCAAUUGUGAGGUUGUAGACUUGAACAGCGCGAGGUGAGCACAAAGCGGUGGAUGUUUGCCAGGAGAGAGAGAGAGCCUCCUGCAGAAAGAGCUAUCUUUCUCUGAGUAAUUACAUUCCAUCCAGACGAUAACAGGGGAAUGUCAGCUCUCUCUCCACGGCCCAGUAUUUUGUCUCUCAUUGUUCAUAUUUGCACAGGAAAAAUGGAGCUAUCAUCUGCUAAAUUUACCUUGGGCAUUGCCAGUAUGUUUGUGUCAGAUGCUGCCAUUACUUGAGUUUUCGCAUGCAGUAUCUGACUUUGACAUACCUGUAGCAUAUGAUCAAACAUAAUUAUAUGCAUGCAGGGGUGGUGCAUUGUAGCAGCCCUUUUCUAAAUGAUGAUGAAAAGAAAGAUAUAUAUUUAUUGUUUGAUGGUUUUAGACCUGUCCGUCUGAUCUCCAGAACAUCUGUAUUGGUCUCAAAACCAAAUUAUGACAGUUAUGGAAUGGCACUGAGUGAGGCAGGUUCAUGCUUUCCUGUUUCUGCCAGCCAGGGGGGACAAGACUGAUUGUCCCUUGACUGAACGUUCACUGUGUGUAUGUGAGUGUGUGUGUGUGUGUGUGUGUGUGUGUGUGUGUGUGUGAAAUGUUGUGUCUAUGUGCCGAAUUCUCCUUGAGAAGAAGUACUGUAUGAUGAAUCAAGAUGUUGGGUGUUGGUCCUGUAGCUCCGACUGGGAGCAAGAUUGAACUUCUCCUCUGGACAGAUAUAUAGUUCCAUUCACGUUGUAGUAAUUCUGUCAUCCCCAUGCCAGAUGAAUGUGUGUCCUGGUGCUGUUAGGGGGCUACAGCAACACUCUCUGUCACCAGCUGCAGAAUUACUGACAGUGUUGUCCUUCGACACCCAGAGUAAUAUGUGCUAGCAAUGAGGAGCACCCAAUCACCCCCCCUCCCUCCCAUCUGCCUUAAUGGGUGGGAGCAAGGGGGGUGACGGAGGACAGGGAGCGGUGAGGAGGUGGAAGAGGUCAUCUCUGUGGCUCGUAAAUACAACGUGAUGAUGCGCAAGACACUGACACCAGCCCCAGACGCUGGAAAUAUGGCACAAUGACCCGUCCUCUCUGGGUUUUAUAGUCACCCAAUGUAUCUAUCCAUGUAGCUAUUUGUGUCUCAGGUGGGACCACACUAUCCCAUGUGGAUGUUAGCUUUUAAAGGGGUUGAUGUUAGAUUGAUGCCUGCUUAGCGCUGUGGCGGUCAUGAAAUUUCAUCAGACGGUGAUUGUCAAGCAAAUAACUGUCGGUCUCACGGUAAUUGACCGUUAAUUAACAUAUGCACAUUUGCAUCUCCUGGCUUCCAUACAUAGCCUACAAGCCACUGAUGCUGACCUUUGCAACAUCUACAUUUAAAAAAGUCUAAUAAAUCCAUGUAAUAUAGCCUACACCUUCACAAUAAAUCCAGACACGUCUAAAGAAGCAUAAUAUGAAGAAAAUGUAGUAUAUUUCAGAAGAACAGAAUAGCAUACUCUGAGUUGUCCUUAUGUUAGGUCCUGAUCUGGCUAUGCCAAAUGGCUGUGGGCUACACUAGUUCAUUUAGCAGACAAGAUUUGCUUAGAAUUCCGUGGCAUUAUUUUAUAGUAUGAAGAAUACAAUUGAACAAAGCUGAAUAAAAUAGAAAGGAUAUUUUCUCCAAACGAUUUGAGGAAGUGCGCACAUGCGGCUAUUCUGUGUUGAGCGGUUAACGAAGAAACAGGUAUUCCUAUAUGCUUAAUUUAGAGUUAUUAAUGUAACUUUAGUUGUUCUACAAAUGUUAGGCUAUAUGUUUUGAUUUUUAAUACAUUGUAAUGCUGCAUGAUGCGACUAAUGAUGAUUUGAAAAAAGUCGCUUGAAAGGCAUGAGCUCUGCUUUGUUUUUUGUGCAGGCUGUAUACACUACAUCAGUCACUCAUUCACAAUUUGACAAGCAUUUCACGGCGGCAUCCCCUUUGUGUGGCCGUAAUGUACCCCCAAAAAAAUCCAUGCCUUUCGCGGCCAGUUGCCGUUGAGCUCUUCUCCCUGAGUGCUGCGUUCUCCAUCACGUGAUCGGGUCUUUCUCACAGGCUACAAGUGAAGACAGACACAUCGGUGACGCAACUGCGCGUGUCCUUAUCCAAUUCCGAGGUGCAUAUUGAAGAUAUUGGAAGAACUGUCCACAUUUACUUUUUGGCAGCCAACAAGAUGAGUAGGCCUUACGAACAGCAAAAGCACUAGCCUAUGUCAAUCUACUAUCCCCCACAGUACAAAGGUCAACCUAUUCUAUUCUGUGUGAGAAAUACAUAUUCCAAACAUAGUCUGGGACAGUUGUGGGAUGCGAUAGAUCCCUAAUUAAUACAACCACUAGUAUUAAAAAACCUUUACGCAAUGUGGAUGACACAAUGGAUCAGAACAUUUAGCUUAAAAUGUUGAUAAACUAUUAGGCUAUUUCUUCACAUUAUAAGCGCAGCAAUGCACACAUGGUAGUAAGCGCAAAUGUUCCAUUAGAGGAAAACACCAUUAUCAAAAGUGACCGCAAAUGCAAUUAUGCAUGUAAUGCUUUUAUUAUAAAGGUGCAUUUUUAUGGUGAAAAUUAUCUUCCCCAAACUUGAAACUCACGCGCUGCUUAUGUAUGCCAGUUAGGCUCUACACCCCUUGUAAAGCUGAUUAAUGUGCUUAAUUUUAAGAAGUUAUUUGGCCACUUUAGUUGUGAUACAAACCUUAUUAAAACAUAUAGGCCUAUGGGCUAGUCUACAUGAGGUGUGCGACUAUGAUUCGACAAAGUUGCAAAAACAAGGCAUUGUUUCUUAUAGAAUUCACAAGUGAUAGGCUUAUAUUGUCACCAAUCAGACUAUUCUUGAUUUAAUCUUGUCUUGACAUAUACUACAUCUUAAUUGUGUGAAAUUUGUUUGAUUUAGAAUGAACCAUUAUCAUGCACCUGUAUCGAAACAGGGGCAGCGGAAAAAAUACAUGUCAUCUAUGCACUUAAAUAGCGAAUGGAGGACGCUUUUCCCCGUGGUUAAUUUUCAUGCCAGCCAGGUAGGCUAUACUCCUGUUGUAAAUAUAAGCAAUGUGCAUAAUAUUAGGAAAGUUGAAAAAUAAAUAUAGUAGGCCUAGACCAUAGAAAGCAGUAGAGUCCAUUACUUUUCUCGCGCAAUUGCAUACAGUGAGGGAAAAAAGUAUUUGAUCCCCUGCUGAUUUUGUACGUUUGCCCACUGACAAAGAAAUGAUCAGUCUAUAAUUUUAAUGGUAGGUUUAUUUGAACAGUGAGAGACAGAAUAACAACAAAACAAUCCUGAAAAACGCAUGUCAAAAAUGUUAUAAAUUGAUUUGCAUUUUAAUGAGGGAAAUAAGUAUUUGACCCCCUCUCAAUCAGGAAGAUUUCUGGCUCCCAGGUGUCUUUUAUACAAGUAACGAGCUGAGAUUAGGAGCACACUCUUAAAGGGAGUGCUCCUAAUCUCAGUUUGUUACCUGUAUAAAAGACACCUGUCCACAGAAGCAAUCAAUCAAUCAGAUUCCAAACUCUCCACCAUGGCCAAGACCAAAGAGCUCUCCAAGGAUGUCAGGGACAAGAUUGUAGACCUACACAAGGCUGGCAUGGGCUACAAGACCAUCGCCAAGCAGCUUGGUGAGAAGGUGACAACAGUUGGUGCGAUUAUUCGCAAAUGGAAGAAACACAAAAUAACUGUCAAUCUCCCUCUGCCUGGGGCUCCAUGCAAGAUCUCACCUCGUGGAGUUGCAAUGAUCAUGAGAAUGGUGAGGAAUCAUCCCAGAACUACACGGGAGGAUCUUGUCAAUGAUCUCAAGGCAGCUGGGACCAUAGUCACCAAGAAAACAAUUGGUAACACACUAUGCCGUGAAGGACUGAAAUCCUGCAGCGCCUGCAAGGUCCCCCUGCUCAAGAAAGCACAUAUACAAGCCCGUCUGAAGUUUGCCAAUGAACAUCUGAAUGAUUCAGAGGAGAACUGGGUGAAAGUGUUGUGGUCAGAUGAGACUAAAAUCGAGCUCUUUGGCAUGAACUCAACUCACCGUGUUUGGAGGAGGAGGAAUGCUGCCUAUGACCCCAAGAACACCAUCCCCACCGUCAAACAUGGAGGUAGAAACAUUAUGCUUUGGGGGUGUUUUUCUGCUAAGGGGACAGGACAACUUCACCGCAUCAAAGGGACGAUGGACGGGGCCAUGUAUCGUCAAAUCUUGGGUGAGAACCUCCUUCCCUCAGCCAGGGCAUUGAAAAUGGGUCGUGGAUGGGUAUUCCAGCAUGACAAUGACCCAAAACACACGGCCAAGGCAACAAAGGAGUGGCUCAAGAAGAAGCACAUUAAGGUCCUGGAGUGGCCUAGCCAGUCUCCAGACCUUAAUCCCAUAGAAAAUCUGUGGAGGGAGCUGAAGGUUCGAGUUGCCAAACGUCAGCCUCGAAACCUUAAUGACUUGGAGAAGAUCUGCAAAGAGGAGUGGGACAAAAUCCCUCCUGAGAUGUGUGCAAACCUGGUGGCCAACUAUAAGAAACGUCUGACCUCUGUGAUUGUAGUCCCCUGUAGCUCAGUUGGUAGAGCAUGGUGCUUGCAACGCCAGGGUUGUGGGUUCAUUUCCCACGGGGGGCCAGUAUGAAAAACAAAACCAAAAAAAGGUAUGCACUCACUCUGGAUAAGAGCGUCUGCUAAAUGACUAAAAUGUAAAUUGCCACUAAGUAAUGUUUUGCAGAGGGGUCAAAUACUUAUUUCCCUCAUUAUAAAUGCAAAUCAAUUUAUAACAUUUUUGACAUGCGUUUUUCAGGAUUUUUUUGUUGUUAUUCUGUCUUUCACUGUUCAAAUAAACCUACCAUUAAAAUUAUAGACUGAUCAUGUCUUUGUCAGUGGGCAAACUUACAAAAUCAGUAGGGGAUCAAAUACUUUUUUCCCUCACUGUAGCCUAUUGAAAUGUUGCGCAACAUGAGCUCAUGGGCUCUCAUGAAGUGUUUGAUUAUAUUUUCGAAAACAUUUGUAUUGAUGUCAGAGUGAUUAGAGGGACAAUAGAGUGCUGAGUACCAGGCAGUUAGCAAGUUUGGUAGGCUACUGAUGACCAUCAGCAGCAUCAGAGCUUGGAGAAGCCUAAUUACCGUGACAAAAUGGUCACAUGGAAUUUGACUUUUUCAUGACUUGUGACCGCCGGUGUGGCAGUAAUACGGUCACCGCAACAGCCCUAUGCCUCUUUGAGAUUGUAAUAUCAGUGUAGGCUGUUUUAUUUGACAUUGGGUUUGACACUAGAUUGGUUCUUCACUACUCCUAUGUUUGGCUGUGUGGAAUGAGUUUGAGCUUUCAUGUGACCUGUUGUUUUCUAUUUCUUCUUCGAGGUGGGGGACCAGAUGAAGCUUCUUCAAAACUGCUGGUCUGAGCUGCUGGUCCUGGACCAUGUCUUCAGACAAGUGCAACAUGGGAAGGAGAGCAGCCUGCUGCUGGUUACUGGCCAGGAGGUAAGCAGCCUCGCAGUUCCAACAUAAAAUUAAUACAAUGCUCAUACAUUGAUGAAUACCAGACAUACAUACAGUCACACACACACACACACAUGCAUUCAUCAUGUAGUCAUUACAGAUACAUAACCUCUACGGAUAGCAAUACGUAUUUUUUGUUGUUGUUGCAAUAAUGUAUAUCUAUAUAGUAAUUACUGUUUUUACGCUGUACCAAUGUAAUUACCACACAUUAUUUUAGUGACAUAAUGUCUGUGGUCCUCUGUAGCUCAAUUGGUAGAUCAUGGCGCUUGUAACGCCAGGGUAGUGGGUUCGAUCCCCACGACCACCCAUACGUAAAAAUGUAUGCACACAUGACUGUAAGUUGUUUGGAUAAAAGCGUCUGCUAAAUGGCAUAUUAUUAUAAUAUAAAGUGGGACUACACUGAGUGCUCUUUCCAUGACAUAGACUGACCAGGUGAAUCCAGGUGAAAGCUACUGUAUGAUCCCUUAUUGAUGUCACUUGUUAAAUCCAGUUCAAUUGGUGUAGAUGAAGGGGAGGAGACAGGUUAAAUAAGGAUUUUUAAGCCUUGAAACAAUUGCGAUAUGAAUUGUGUAUGUGUGCCAUUCAGAGGGUGAAUGGGCAAAACAAAAGGUUUAAGUGCCUUUGAACAGGGUAUGGUAGUAGGUGUCAGGCGCACCGGUUUGAGUGUGUCAAGAACGGCAACGCUCCUGGGUUUUUCCAGUGGUGGAAAAAGUACCCAAAUGUCAUACUUGAGUAAAAGUAAAGAUACCUUAAUAGAAAAUGACUCAAGUAAAAGUGAAAAUCGCCCAGUAAAAUACUACUUGAGUAAAAGUCUAAAAAGUAUUUGGUUUUAAAUAUACUUAUGUAUCAAAAGUAAAUCUAAUUGCUAAAAUAUACUUAAGUAUCAAAAGUAAAAGUAAAAGUAUAAAUCAUUUCAAAUUCCUUAUAUUAAGCAAAUCUUUUUAAUUUACGGAUAGUCAGGGGCACACUCCAACACUCAGACAUAAUUUACAAAUGAAGCAUUUGUGUUUCUUGAGUCAGUGAGUCCGCCAGAUCAGAGGCAGUAGGGAUUACCAGGGAUGUUCUCUUGAUUAGUGCGUGAAUUGGAGUGUUUUCCUGUCCUGCUAAGCAUAAAAAAUGUAACGAGUACUUUUGGGUGUCAGGGAAAAUGUAUGGAGUAAAAUGUACAUAAUUUUCUUUAGGAAUGUAGUGACGUAAAAGUAAAAGUUGUCCAAAAUAUAAAUAGUAAAGUACAGAUACCCCAAAAAACGACUUAAGUAGUACUUUAAAGUAAUUUUACUUAAGUACUUUACACCACUGGGUUUUUCACACUCAACAGUUUCCCAUGUGUAUCAAGAAUGGUCCACCCCCAAAGGACAUCCAGCCAACUUGACACAACUGUGGGAAGCAUUGGAGUCAACAUGGGCUAGCAUCCCUGUGGAACGCUUUCGACACCUGAGGGCAAAAGGGUGUUCCUAAUGUUUUGUAUGCUCAGAUAUAGAUUAGUAAUUAUGGCGCCGGAGAAGAUGGCUGCCGUUUUACAGCCCUCUAACCAAUUGUACUAUUAUGUGAUUUUUUUGCGUUAUUUGUAAUUUAUUCUGUACAUAAUGUUUCUGCCACCGUCUCUUAUGACCAAAAAGAGUUUCUGGAUAUCAGGACAGCGAUUACUCACCUCGUAUUGGACGAAGAUUUUUUCUUCAACGAGUCGGACGCGAAGGAUAUCCUACAGACACCCGACAAGGCCCAAAUCCCCAUCAUUCGCAUGAGAAAGAGACAGAGAUAUCGUGGACAUAGGUCGGGGUGCCUUGUAAGGAUCCGACGGCGAGUGAGUAAACUGCCUCUUCCAUCAAUCCUAUUAGCCAAUGUUCAAUCAUUUGAAAACAAAUUGGACGACCUACGAUAAAGGUUAUCCUACCAACGGGACAUUAAAAACUGUAAUAUCUUAUGUUUCACCGAGUCAUGGCUGAACGACGACAUUGAUAACAUACAGCUGGCGGGAUAUACGCUACAUCGUCAGGAUAGAACAGCUGACUCUGGUAAGACAAGGGGUGGCGGUCUGUGUAUAUUUGUAAACAACAGCUGGUGCAUAAAAUCUAACACUAAGGAAUUCUCUAGGUUUUGCUCGCCGGAGGUAUAGUAUCUCAUGACAAGCUGUAGACCACACUAUUUACCAAGAGAGUUUUCAUCUAUAUUUUUCGUAGCUGUCUAUCUACCACCACAAACCGAUGCUGGAACUAAGAUUGCACUCAAUGAGCUGUAUAAGGCCAUAAGUAAACAGGAAAACGCUCAUCCAGAGGCAGCGCUCCUAGUGGCCGGCGACUUUAAUGCAGGGAAACUAAUUUCUACCAGCAUGUUAAAUGUGCAACCAGAGGAAAAAAAACUCUAGACCACCUUUACUCCACACACAGAGACGCAAACAAAGCUCUCCCUCGCCCUCCAUUUGGCAAAUCUGACCAUAAUUCUAUCCUCCUGAUUCCUGCUUAUAAGCAAAAACUAAAGCAGGAAGCACCAGUGACUCGGUUAAUAAAAAAGUGGUCAGAUGACGCAGAUGCUAAGCUAAAGGACUGUUUUGCUAGCACAGACUGGAAUAUUUUCCAGGAUUCUUCAGAUAGCAUUGAGGAGUACACCACAUCAGUCACUGGCUUCAUCAAUAAGUGCAUUGAUGACGUCGUCCCCACAGUGACCAUACGUACGUACCCCAACCGGAAGCCAUGGAUUACAGGCAACAUCCGCACUGAGCUAAAGGGUAGAGCUGCUUUCAAGGAGCGGGACUCUAACCCGGAUGCAUAUAAGAAAUCCCGCUAUGCCCUCCGACGAACCAUCAAACAGGCAAAGAGUCAAUACAGGACUAAGAUUGAAUCGUAUUACACCGGCUCUGACGCUCGUCGGAUGUGGCAGGGCUUGAAAACUAUUACAGACUACAAAGGGAAGCACAGCCGCGAGCUGCCCAGUGACACAAGCCUACCAGAUGAGCAAAAUCACUUCUAUGCUCGCUUCGAGGCAAGCAACACUGAGGCAUGCAUGAGAGCAUCAGCUGUUCCGGAUGACUAUGUGAUCACGCUCUCCGUAGCCGAUCAGGUCAACAUUCACAAGGCCGCAGGGCCAGACGGAUUACUAGGACGUGUACUCCGAGCAUGCGCUGACCAACUGGCAAUUGUCUUCACUGACAUUUUCAACAUGUCCCUGACUGAGUCUGUAAUACCAACAUGUUUCAAGCAGACCACCAAAGUCCCUGUGCCCAAGGACACUAAGAUAACCUGCCUAAAUGACUACCGAUCCGUAGCACUCACGUCUGUAGCCGUGAAGAGCCUGUAGCCAUGGCUCACAUCAACACCAUUAUCCCAGAAACACUAGACCCACUCCAAUUAGCAUACCGCCCCAACAGAUCCACAGAUGAUGCAAUCUCUUUUGCACUCCACACUGCCCUUUCCCACCUGGACAAGAGGAACACCUACGUGAGAAUGCUAUUCAUUGACUACAGCUCAGCGUUCAACACCAUAGUGCCCUCAAAGCUCAUCACUAAGCUAAGGAUCCUGGGACUAAACACCUCCCUCUGCAGCUGGAUCCUGGACUUCCUGACGGGCCACCCCCAGGUGGUAAGGGUAGGUAACAACACAUCUGUCACGCUGAUCCUCAACACGGGGGCACAUCAGGGGUGCGUGCUCAGUCCCCUCCUGUACUCCCUGUUCACCCAUGACUGCAUGGCCAGGCAUGACUCCAACACCAUCAUUAAGUUUGCCGACGACACAACAGUGGUAUGCCUGAUCACCAACAACGAUGAGACAGCCAAUAGGGAGGAGGUCAGAGACCUGGCCGUGUGGUGCCAGGAUAACAACCUCUCCCUCAACGUGAUCAAGACAAAGGAGAUGAUUGUGAACUACAGGGGAAAAAAGAGGACUGAGCACGCCCCCAUUCUCAUCGACAGGGCUGUAGUGGAACAGGUUGAGAGCUUCAAGUUCCUUGGUGUCCACAUCACCAACAAACUAACAUGGUCCAAACACACCAAGACAGUCGUGAAGAGGGCACGACAAAGCCUAUUCCCCCUCAGGAGACUGAAAAGAUUUGACAUGGGUCCUCAGAUCCUCAAAAAGUUCUACAGCUGCACCAUCGAGAGCAUCCUGACUGGUUGCAUCACCGCCUGGUAUGGCAAUUGCUCGGCCUCUGACCGCAAGGCACUACAGAGGGUAGUGCGUACGGCCCAGUACAUCACUGGGGCAAAGCUUCCUGCCAUCCAGGACCUCUAUACCAGGUGAUGUCAGAGGAAGGCCCUAAAAAAUACUCCAGCCACCCUAGUCAUAGACUGUUCUCUCUGCUACCGCACGGCAAGCGGUACCGGAACGCCAAGUCUAGGUCCAAAAGGCUUCUCAACAGCUUCUACCCCCAAGCCAUAAGACUCCUGAACAGCUAAUCAUGGAUAUCCAGACUAUUUGCACUGCCCCCCCACCCCACCCCAUCCCCCCUCUUUUACGCUGCUGCUACUCUGUUUAUUAUUUAUGCAUAGUCACUUUAACUCUACCCACAUGUACAUAUUACCUCAAUUACUUCGACUAGCCGAUGCCCCCGCACAUUGACUCUGUACCGGUACCCCCUGUACAUAGCCUCCCUACUGUUAUUUCACUUUACUGCUGCUCUUUAGUUAUUUGCUUUAAAGAAUUUUACUUAACACUUUUUUACUUUUUACUUUUUUUUAAACUGCAUUGUUGGUUAAGGGCUUGUAAGUAAGCAUUUCACUGUAAUGUCUACACCUGUUGUAUUCGGCGCAUGUGGCAAAUAAAAUUUGAUUUGAUUUGAUAUGUACAGUGCCUUCAAAAGGUAUUCCCACGCCUUGACUUUUUCCACAUUUUGUUAAGUUACAGACUGAAUUUAAGAUGGAUUGAGAUUUUAUGCCACUGAUUUACACACAAUACCCUACAACGUCAAAGUGGAAUUUUGUUUUUAGAAAUUGAUAAAACAUUUAAAGCUGAAAUGUCUUGAGUCAAUAAGUACUCAACCCCUUUGUUAUGGCAAGCCUAAAUACGUUCAGGAGUAAAAAUGUGCUUAACAAGUCACAUAAUAAGUUCCAUGGACUAACUCUGUGUGCAAUAAUAGUGGUUAACAUGAUUUUUGAAUGAUUACCCCAUCUCAGUACCCCACAUCUGUAAGGUCCCUCAGUCGAGUAGUGGAUUUCAAGCACAGAUUCAACCACAAAGACCAGGGAGGUUUUCCAAUGUCUUGCAAAGAAUAGCACCUAUUGGUAGAUUGGUACAAAUAAAAAAAGCAGACACUGAAUAUCCCAUUGAGCAUGGUGAAGUUAUCAAUUACACUUUGGAUGGUGUAUCAAUACACCCAGUCACUACAAAGAUAUAGGCGUCCUUCCUAACUCAGUUGCCGGAGAGGAAGGAAACCGCUCAGAGAUUUCACCAUGAGGUGAUUUUAAAACAGUUACAGAGUUUAAUGGCUGUGAUAGGAGAAAACUGAGGACGGAUCAACAACAUUAUAGUUACUCAACAAUACUAACCUAAAUGACAGAGUUAAAAGAAGGAAGUCUGUACAGAAUGCAAAUAUUCAAAAACCAGCAUCCUGUUUGCAAUAAGGCACUAAAGUAAUACUGAAACAUUUUUUGCCAAAGAAAUGAACUUUUUGUCCUUAAUACAAAGCGUUAUGUUUGGGGAAAAUCCAACUCAACACAUCACUGAGUACCACUAUUCAUAUUUUCAAGCAUGGUGGUGGCUGCAGCAUGGUUUGGAUCAGCUCGUCAUCGGCAAGGACUAGGGAGUUUUUUUUUAGGAUAUAAAUAAAUGGAAUAGAGCUAAGCACAGACAAAAUCCUAGAGGAAAACCUGGUUCAGUCUGCUUUCCAGCAGACAUUGGGAGACAAAUUCACCUUUCAGCAGGACAAUAACCUCAAACUCAAGGCCAAAUAUACACUGGAGUUGCUUACCAAGACGACAUUGAAUGUUCCUGAGUGGCCUAGUUACAGUUUUGUCUUAAAUCGGCUUGAAAAUCUAUGGCAAGGCUUGAAAAUGGAUGUCUAGCAAUGAUCAACAACCAACUUGACAGUGCUUGAAGAGUUUAAAAAAGAAUAAUAAUAUUGUACAAUCCAGGUGUGCAAAGCUCUUAGAGACUUACCCAAUGAAACUCACAGCUAUAAUUGCUGCCAAAGGUGAUUCUAGCAUGUAUUUACUCUGUUUUAUUUUACAUUCAUCUUUUUUUUUUAAGUCGAAUUUUUCUUUCACUUUGACCCUACAGAGUAUUUUGUGUAGAUCGUUGAAAAAAAGAGACAAUGAAAUCCAUUUUAAUCCCAAUUUGUAACACAACAAAAAGUGAAAAAAAUUCAAAGAGUGUGAACACUUUCUGAUGCCUGCUCUUGUUCUUUUACAUUUGGUCGUGUUUGGAAGAUGCAGAACAGAACAGGAAAAAACAACCAUCAGCUUGUCUCUGCAGCCUGUAACUGACUCCUGGGUUUGGGGAGGAGAGGGGAAAGAUGGCCGCUUGUUUUUAGUUGCUUCUUGUUUAAAUCGUGUUCUUUUUUUCUCAUAAAGAGUGCAAUGGAAAACAGGGUAUUUUUAUCUACAUACUGUACUAGGUUUAUGGGAACAGGAGGAAGAGGGGCUUAAAAGUUACACUGUAUAAUUCUAGAAGUUACUGUGGGAAUUGGAAGAUUUAACGUCCAAUAUGUUACAUAAAAUUCCAAUCGCAUUAAUUUAGAAGGUGGUGAGAAGCUACUGCAGACUCAAUGUAUGGCAUCUAUGAACAUGUAUUGAAGCUGUACUGUACUGUAAUUCAGGUUGAAGUGGUGGCAACUCCACCACUUUUCAACCUCAUUUUCAUUAUCUCCAGCACAAUACCAGUGUCUACAUAUGUGAAAACAGCGCAUUUCUACGUUUUGUAGAAAAAAACAUAAAGUAAAAAAGUUCUACCCAAUGACAUCAAAAACAGUGAUUUUCUAACACUAUGAGAUUUGCGGUGAUGUGGGGAGUAAGAAAAUACCCCCCCUCUGUUUUGAAAAACACCGUUUUUCUCACUUUUAAUUCCACCCUUUCAUGUACAUUUACAUUUGAGUCAUUUAGCAGAGUUUCUUAUCCAGAGCGACUUACAGGAGCAAUUAAGGUUAAGUACCUUGCUCAAGGGCACAUAGACAGAUUUUUCAUUUAGUCGGCUCUGGGUUUUGAACCAGGGAUCUUUCGGUUACUGGCCCAACACUCUUAACCGCUAGGCUACCUGUCACAGAGAAGCAUUGUUUAGGAUCUUUCUUCUUAUCUUUUGAACCACAGAUCAUAGAAAUGCGCUGUUUUUACUGGUUCGGUGCUGGAGAAAAUAUAUAUGAGGUUGAAAAGUGCCAGAAUUGCCCUUUAAAGCCUGUAUAUACAAUAAAACAUAAUGUUGUCCUCCUGUGUUGUGUUGCAGAUGGAUCUGUCAUCCAUGGGGUCCCAGGCAGGAGUGAGUCUGUCAGGCCUGGUCCAGAGAGGACAGGAGCUGGCUGGGAGGCUGCUGGCCCUGAAGUUAGACAGGAGAGAGGUUGCCUGCAUCAAGUUCCUCCUCCUCUUCAAUCCCAGUGAGUAGACCACAUGGACAUACACUAUACACACUGUAUGCUGUACCACAUUAGAUGGUGAUUAUUAGUCUUAUAAUAUGUAUAUAAUAUGUAUAUAAUAUAUGCCACUUAGCAGACACUUUUAUCCAAAGCGACUUACAGUCAUGCAUGCAUACAUACAGCUCAUGUAUAGCUCAUUACAGCUAGCUCAUGAAUGGAAUAGAUUUGUGAUAGACCAUGUAACAUUACUAUGGCCUUUCAAAGAUCUGAAUUUGAUUAGGUUUGAGGUACUUCUUCACACUUUUUUGUAUUGUAGCUGUGGUUUGUAUAACCCAGUGACGUGUAGUACUUAAGAAUGGACAAAUAACUUUUUCAAACUUUUUGUUGGAAAUAGGUUUUAGUUGACAACCCUCGCUGUCCCAUUUAUUUUGAAAGGCAGAAGUGACAUUUUUAAUGGAAAUGUCACAGCCAUUGAUAUAUGUUUAUUUAUCCAGAAGGUUACAACUGUUGUCUGAACCAAUCCUUUAUUUUCAGGUAUACUCACUUAAUUAAAUGUAGGGCCUUGUCAAAAGGCAAUAUUAACAAAGAAGACAAUCUCACCCAUUAUUCUUUAAUAGCAUUCAAUGGAACCAUAAUGGAUGGGCCUAUCAUUCAAUAAUCUGACUGACAUUCAUGCAGUGGCUUCUACAUAUGGAGUGUGUAUAGACGACAGUUGCCCAGAUUCCCUUAAGCGACUGCUAUUUAGCGCCAGCGAGCUGGGAAUAAAAGGCUUUAGAAUAAUGAGAGCACUCGUCACAGGCAGAAAAUAUUUGCCAUCUCCGCUGUCUGUUUCAUUCUCUCUCUCUCCCUCAUCUUUCAAUCAAUGAGUCAGGUUUAUCAGGGCAAUUUAGUUGCCCUUAAGCGGUUUGAAAAAAAUAUUACAAAUAUUUAAUUACUGUGUGAAUGGCUCUCCUGGCAGGACUCAGCUGAUGCUGAAUAGAAGUCCAUUAUAGGGUCUAGCUAUUGUCACACACACACACACACACACACACACACACACACACACACACACACACACACACACACACACAACCCUGCUGCACACUGUACAGAUCCAAUGUACCAGAAAUGGAAUAUUAGUAAUAAACUGAUGCAAUGUCAAUGCUAAAGCUUAGGCCUACACUUGAUCUCCACAAGCUGAGCCUUAACACAGGGAUUUGAGGAACAGUUUCAAAUAAAUAUAUCAAUAUUAUCCCAUUUAUGUGAUCAUCUACAGAGUAAUAUAAUCCCCCUUAAAGCUCUUUCCUAUGUCCCUGUCCAGAUGUGAAGCUGUUGGAGAACCAGGUGUUUGUGGAGAGUGUUCAGGAGCAGGUGAAUGGGGCUCUGCUGGAGUACACUCUGUGCACCUACCCCCUGUACCUGGACAAGUUCAGCCAGCUGGUGUUACGUCUGCCAGAGCUGCGUGCCCUCAGCACUCAGGCAGAGGACUACCUGUGCUACAAACACCUGAGUGGGGAGGUGCCCUGCAACAACCUUCUCAUCGAGAUGCUGCAUGCCAAGAAGGACUGUAUAUGA
Coregonus sp. 'balchen' is the source of this 18473-nucleotide messenger RNA. The record is from the annotation of a GenBank genome assembly. NCBI's taxonomy places the organism in Eukaryota, Metazoa, Chordata, Actinopteri, Salmoniformes, Salmonidae.